Messenger RNA from Eimeria acervulina, 1053 nucleotides. RefSeq lists its product as hypothetical. Gene Ontology annotation, molecular function: S-adenosylmethionine-dependent methyltransferase activity; protein methyltransferase activity; nucleic acid binding. Gene Ontology annotation, biological process: methylation. Gene Ontology annotation, cellular component: eRF1 methyltransferase complex. The coding region runs from base 1 to 1053 and encodes 350 amino acids. Lineage: Eukaryota; Apicomplexa; Conoidasida; Eucoccidiorida; Eimeriidae. The transcript is spliced from 4 exons. The record is from RefSeq and is a predicted model, not a curated record.
AUGAUAAAGAAGCCUUCAGAGGGGCCCCCAAAGGAGGCCCCCCUUAUAGGUCCCCUUGAGGGGGCCCCCCGUGUGGGAACCGUUGAGGGGGCCCCCCGUGUGGGGCCCCCCGAGGGGGCCCCCCACGUGGGAACCGUUGAGGGGGCCCCCGUUGUGGGGCCCCCUGCGGGGGCCCCUAAGGGUAUAGGGUUAAGGCUGCCGACUCCCUGCACUUCUCACUUGAAAGAAGAAGAGUUUCGUGUUGUGUAUGAGCCUUCAGAAGAUACAUUUUUAAUGAUGGAUGCACUCGAAAUAGAUGCAGAGACACUGCAAGAGUUGCAGCCUGCAUUGGUAUUAGAAAUGGGAUGCGGCAGCGGCUGCGUCAGUGCAUUUCUCUCUUCGUUGUUCAAACAAUACUCUGCGCAUGCAGGGGACCCCCAGGGCCCCCCUGCAUCUAAUGGGGGCCCCCAGGGCCCCCCAUCAUCUACUGGGGGCCCCCCUGCAUCUACUGGGGGCCCCCCUCGUAGGAGUAGUAUUAUUAACCCGGUGAUAUAUGCCGUUGAUAAACAGCGAGCAGCAUUGGAGGCUGCUCGAAGAACUUUCUCUGUAAAUGUUUGUGGAGAGCUGGCUGAGUUUAUAAACAGCGAUUUGUUCAGAGGCUUUAAAGGAUUUAAGUCUUUAAAGAAACAUAAUACAAGAGGGGGGCCCCCCAGCAGCAGCAGCAGCAGCAGCAGCAGCGUACAAGGGGUGCUGCCAACAGCAACAACAGCAGCAGCAACAGCAACAACAGCAGCAGCUAGAAACUCCAAGGGGGGCCCCUUUGAUUUAAUCAUCUUCAAUCCUCCUUAUGUACAAGGAGACACUGAAGAAAAUAUAAAAGAAGAAGAUUUGCCCUGGUGGGGAGGGGAGAAAGGAAGAAAAGUAAUUGAUGAAUUUGCUGCUCAAGUACUUCUGCUAGAACGCGAAAAUGCACCUGAAGAAGUUGUAGAGGAGUUAACAGCAAAUGGCUGCGAGGCUCGGGUAAGAGGGACUGUCUCCUUUCGGGUGUAUCCUCACCUUCUUUUAUUUCUUUAA